AUGGUUGUCGGAAAGUUGACUGGCUUGGAAAGACGGAUUGAAGGUUUGGAGUCCAGUGGUGGGGGUGAUACAAGAAUCAGGCGUGAAUUGCAGGAGCUGAAGAAUAAAGUUCGAGACCUCACUACUGAAGUGAGAGAUAAGGACGCUAUUAUUGAUCGUUUGGAAAGUAGGAUGGAUGAAAUGGAGGAAAGGGCCACAGAUUUGGAAUUUCGACGUGCUCGUCAACUUUAAAUCUAAUAAAACACUCCUGCUCGUUUUUUAAAUAGUACAUCAACACGGAAAAUGUUUUAUAUUUGUUAAGGAUAAACUAGAGUGUAACUGCGUAAUAAGCGUAUAUAAUUACUGACCGUCAUAAUAACCUAUUGUUUUCUCUCUGCAUUAUAUCAGCGCAUGUCGAGAAGUUUUAACGUGAACAUCUCAAGAUGAGAAGGUGACAGUGCCUCAUACAAUAUCAUCAGAAGCACUGCCAAAACGGUUACUGUGAGACUGUGUCACUGUGAGUCCUUUCAGCUCAACUUUAUAGAGAAAUAGUUUCGUUUGCGCUUGUGGGAUUUUAUCCUAGAUAUACGCAUGUGCAGAACACACCAUAAGUUCUAUUCCCGUGUUUAUCCAGUUUAAUACGCUCUUUGAACUAACCUUAUCAUUAAUGAUAAUAUGUAAACUAGAACACUAUAAUUGACCUCCGCUUGUGGAGAUUUUAAUUUAGGGCGAUUAAUUAAACUGAAAUCUGUUCUAUCACGAUGCAUUACAUGCAUGUCCUCACAAAUGUCUAGUGGCGUUGGAUAGAUUCAUUGUCAUCCGGUCCCAACAAGCAGCAACGUAGUCUUCCAGCCGAAAAUAAUUAUUUUUGAUUCGGAUCAGUAAUUAUAAUAGAUAAUUACUGAGGCCAAACGGCAUUAUUCGAUACAUUGCAGCCAGCUUCGGCCUUCGGCCUCAGCUAGCUGCAAUAUAUCGAAUAAUGCCGUUGGCCUCAGUAAUUAUCUAUUAAGUAACGACUAACGAUGAUUUAGAAAGGCACAAACUAGAUUUAUAUAUGAUACCAAUGGACCUUUCCCCUCAUAACUAAAAUUUCGAUCUAGACAAAAAUUUCAUCACAGCUUGAAAGAGCAUCACAAAAUUAGUAAUAUUCCAAUUAGUUUUGUUGCAAAAUCUUGUAAAAUGCGGAUAAUAUAGCCUUGCGAAGUUUGCCGUUUUUCCGUCAUUUUUUAUUACAAACGGGAAUUGACAUCCGAUUCGGGCGUUGGGGAUGCAAUUUCCCGUUUGUAAUGCAAAAUGACUGAAAAUUGCAAACUUCGCAAGGCUCUAUUUUCCUCAUUGCAACGAAACUUUGGAAUAUUACUAAUUUUGUGAUGCUCUUUCAAGCUGUGAUGAAAUAUUUGUCUAGACUUGCCUAGAUCAAAAUUUUGGUUAUAAGGGGAAAGGUCUAUUGACUUAGAAAUUUUACUUGCAACAUCUGAAAUAUGAGAUUUCCACCACACAUUUUCAUCUAAAAUGACACCAAGGAAAGCAACCUCUUUGACCAUUCGUUAAAAGCAAUUCUUUGACCAUAUUAAUUUUAUGAUCAUUCAACUUUAUCAGCAAAUCAAUAUUCGAUCUUUUCUACCUGGGUUUAUAAAUCAUAUAAUUAGAUUUUUUAAUAUUGUUAUAAUAAUGUGUGUAAUUAUAUUGUGUUAUAUGUGUGCUGUGUAUGCGUGCAGUAAACCGUGAACAGAAUAUAUUAAAGUACAGUGAACAAAAGCAUGCAAAUUAGUGUGACUGUGGCUGUCGAGCGGCAAGGUUGUUAACUUGCUCGCUGUAAGUUUAAAUAACGUUUUUAAGUUUAUCUCGGGUAUAACUAAUUUAACGAACUUGGUACGUAACAUUUUGGCGACCCCGCCAGGACUACAAAGAUGAACACUCGGGCUACGAAGAGAGAUUUUUCAGACGAUGAAGAACCCGACCUGAAUGAGCGUAAACAAACCGGCAGCAUUUUAGACGAGUUGAUUAAGCAGCGACUGCGAACAGUUAUCGAGCAAAACGACGUACAUAUGCAACAGGCAGAGAGAUCAUAAGUCAGUACGAAGAAAGAAUCGAGGAAAAACAAGAGAAUCUCGUCACAAGUGUGGGGAAAGUAAACGGCGGUAUUGUUGCUCUGGUUGAAAGAAUAGAGACAAUCGAAAUGCGGGAUAACGCGUGGGAUUUAAACGAGAGUAAAAUCCAGGCAGUUAGUGCGGAACUAACGACUCGCGUUCAAGCAUUAUUUACGAACGAAUUAAAGUCGGCUGAUACAAGUGUCAGGAGAUAUGUUGGAGAAUUGGAGUAUCAAAACCGAGAACUUUUUAAAAGAAUUGAACGCCUGGAAAACGAAAUGUUGAGUCUAAAGGCAUCUCUGACGUCUAUGACAGAGCGCACUGAAGUUGG
Messenger RNA from Paramuricea clavata, 2400 nucleotides. NCBI's taxonomy places the organism in Eukaryota, Metazoa, Cnidaria, Anthozoa, Malacalcyonacea, Plexauridae. The record is from the annotation of a GenBank genome assembly.